Carlito syrichta (Philippine tarsier) is the source of this 1371-nucleotide messenger RNA. RefSeq names its product ribonuclease P/MRP subunit p40 (gene RPP40). Gene Ontology annotation, biological process: tRNA 5'-leader removal; endonucleolytic cleavage in ITS1 to separate SSU-rRNA from 5.8S rRNA and LSU-rRNA from tricistronic rRNA transcript (SSU-rRNA, 5.8S rRNA, LSU-rRNA); tRNA 3'-end processing. Gene Ontology annotation, cellular component: ribonuclease MRP complex; multimeric ribonuclease P complex. Gene Ontology annotation, molecular function: ribonuclease MRP activity; ribonuclease P activity. The record is from RefSeq and is a predicted model, not a curated record. The coding region runs from base 48 to 1013 and encodes 321 amino acids. Lineage: Eukaryota; Metazoa; Chordata; Mammalia; Primates; Tarsiidae. The transcript has 7 exons.
GGGCGCUCCGGCCCAAGGAGGUUCGGGUACCAGGAAUCCAGGAGGGCAUGGCCACGUUGCGCCGGCUUCGGGAGACGCCUCGGCACUUACUGGUUUGCGAGAAAUCCAACUUCGGCCACGCCAAGUCGCGCCACCAGCAUCUUGUAGAGUCGCAUUAUCAUAACUACAGGGUUUCACUUCUCAUUCCUGAAUGUGGGAUACUAUCAAAAGAGCUGAAAAACCUGGUCAUGGAAACUGGGCCCUAUUACUUUGUGAAGAAUUUACCACUUCAUGAAUUAAUUACACAUGAAUUUAUCAGCACCUUUGUAAAGAAAGGUUCUUGCUAUGCGCUAACAUACAAUACAAAUGUUGAUGAAGAUAAUACUGUUGCUCUGCUACCAAAUGGGAAACUAAUUUUAUCACUGGACAAAGACACUUACGAAGAAACUGGACUUCAAGGUCGUCCAUCUCAGUAUUCUGGCAGAAAAGUUAUGAAAUUUAGUACAGAAGAAUCAACGAUGAUGUCAUACUUUUCCAGUUACCAAAUUCAGGAGCAUCAGCCAAAAGUAGAAUUGAGCACAGUGAGAGAUCUCCAGUGCCCUGUGCUGCAGAGCGGUGAGCUCGGGGGAGAGCCGGAGGUGGCCUGCAGCACCCUGGAGCUCUUCGACUGGCUUGGCGCUGUCUUCUGUAACUCCGACCUAAAUAAUGAGCCUAAUAAUUUCAUAUCAACCUAUUGCUGUCCUCAGCCAAGCACAGUGGUGGCAAAAGCGUAUUUGUGUACAAUCACUGGCUUCAUACUUCCAGAGAAGAUCUGUCUCCUACUGGAACAGCUUCGACAUUACUUUGAUGAACCGAAGUUGGCGCCAUGGGUUACGUUGUCAGUACAAGGCUUUGCAGACAGCCCUGUUUCAUGGAGAGAAAAUGAACAUAGUUUUCGAAAAGGAGGAGAACAUUUAUACAACUUCGUGAUUUUUAAUAAUCAGGACUAUUGGCUUCAGAUGGCUGUUGGAGCAAAUGAUGACUGUCCACCAUAAAAAAGACUAAAAUUUAAAAUCCUAUUUAUUGAUGUUUGUGCUGGUGUUCAGGUUUCUUACUGAUAAAAGGGCUGUGUGUCCACUCAGGCUUGUGUGAUGAUAACAUUUCUCAGGUCAGCAUCCGCUAGCAUUCUACUCUGGAUUUGGGGCCCGUCUGUGAUGGCAGCUGGGCCUGUAGUUCAGUGAAUAGCUCAGUUGAUUUCUCUCCAUCAGUAUAAGCACAGGAUUGUGAGUUACUACAUGGCAGAGUGGACCAGGAUGGCCAGGGACCAGGAGUUGCUGAACCAUUGGGUGAGGUGUGUACUGUUAUUCAUUACAGCUUUUCAGGUAAUAAAAAGGAAGCCUUAUAUCAUCUUUA